AUGAGGGCUGCCAUUGCAUCCGCCGCCAUUGCUGGCGCUGUCGUCGCCAAUGCAAUUCCCCUUGACAAGAUCAAGACUGUCAACGCUCGUGAUGUCGACACCCGCUUUCCGUACACUGGCCCGGCAGUUCCGAUUGGCGACUGGGUCGACCAGACCAUCAACGGCAACGGCAAGGGAUUCGUUCGCCUGACCGAGCCACCUGCGGUCAAGCCGUCUAGCUCGUCGCCAACGAACAACAUCAACGUGAUCUCACUGUCCUAUGUUCCGGGUGGCGUGAACAUUCACUACCAGACACCGUUCGGUCUUGGUCAGAACCCAACCGUUCAUUAUGGUCUUGAGCCAUUCGUUUUGUACUCGACCGCUACCGGCGCGUCCAAGACCUACAACCGCACUCCACCGUGUUCGGCAGUCAGCGUGACCGAGUGUUCGCAGUUCUUCCACGAUGUGCAGCUUACCAACCUGGUCCCGGGUGCAACCUAUUACUACCAGAUUCCGGCCGCCAACGGCACCACUGCUUCUCAAAUCAUGUCGUUCACCACUGCACGCAACGCUGGCGACAGGACCCCAUUCACAGUAGCCGUUCUGAACGAUAUGGGAUAUACCAACGCCCAGGGAACCUACCAACAGCUUCUCAAAGCUGCCAACUCGAACGCCGCUUUCGCCUGGCACGGCGGUGACAUCAGCUACGCUGACGAUUGGUACUCUGGUAUCCUUCCUUGCGCCUCUGACUGGGACGUUUGCUACACCGGACCUGGCUCGGAGCUGCCCAACACCCCUCCAGCCCCGUACCCUGCUGAAUACAACACACCACUUCCCGCUGGCGAGAAGCCGGACCAGGGUGGCCCGAAUGGUGGUGACAUGAGCGUUCUUUACGAGUCUAACUGGGAUCUCUGGCAGAACUGGAUGAACAACAUCACCACGAAGAUCCCUUACAUGGUCCUUCCAGGUAACCACGAAGCUUCCUGCGCCGAGUUCGAUGGUCCCAACAACGAGCUUACUGCAUACCUCGUCAACAACAAGACGAACAGCACUGCUGCCAAGAGCAACUUGACCUACUACUCCUGCCCACCGUCUCAGCGCAACUUCACCGACUACCAGUUCCGCUUCCGCAUGCCCGGCGCAGAGUCGAACGGUGUAGGCAACUUCUGGUACUCUUUCGACUACGGUCUUGCGCAUUUCGUUUCGUUGGAUGGCGAGACCGAUUUCGCAUACUCUCCCGAAUGGCCGUUCGUACGCGACCUCACCGGAAACGAGACAUUCCCCACGGAGAGCCAGACCUUCCCCACUGACAGUGGCCCAUUCGGCACCAUCGCCAACAACAACUGGAAGAACAACUCAGGCUACCAGCAGUACCAGUGGCUGGUCAACGACCUCGCCAAGGUCGACCGCACCAAGACUCCUUGGGUGUUCGCCAUGUCUCACCGCCCCAUGUACAGCUCCGAGACUUCUUCGUACCAGGCUAAUGUGCGCAACGCCUUCGAGCGUGUCCUUCUUAACGCUGGCGUCGACGCCUACUUCUCCGGCCACAUCCACUGGUACGAGCGUAUCUGGCCCAUCGGCAACAGCACGAUCGAUACUUCUUCGAUUGUCAAUAACAACACCUACCUGACCAACCCGAACGUGAGCAUGACCCACAUCGUCAACGGCAUGGCCGGUAACAUCGAGUCCCAUUCCACCAUCAACGCGUCAAAGGUGCUCAACAUCACCGCCGUCCUGAACCAGUACAACUUCGGCUUCAGCGAGCUCGAGAUCCACAACGAGACGACCGUGACCUGGAACUACAUCAAGGGUAUUGACGGCACCGUCGGCGACACCCUUACCCUUAUCAAGCGUAACUCCAGCACCGCCACCACCUACCCGCAGCCACCUCACUGGGGCUUCGGUUCGCUUCGUGGGUUCUUCAACAACGCGUGGAGUAACUUGAACUGCACGUGGAGCACUCUUAAUGUGUAA
This is a messenger RNA of Baudoinia panamericana UAMH 10762, 1953 nucleotides long. RefSeq lists its product as uncharacterized. The transcript has 2 exons. The record is from RefSeq and is a predicted model, not a curated record. Gene Ontology annotation, molecular function: metal ion binding; acid phosphatase activity. NCBI's taxonomy places the organism in Eukaryota, Fungi, Ascomycota, Dothideomycetes, Mycosphaerellales, Teratosphaeriaceae. Bases 1 to 1953 code for a protein of 650 amino acids.